AUGUCCCGUGUGGAAACCUCUAUCCUCGAGGACUCUGACUCCGCAGGGGCGUCCCUCGAGCUCUCCCCCGAAGACCUCAGCGUCCCAAGCAUCAGCACAGCCACUCCUUCGCCGCAGCCGCACCCGACGCCUUCCCCGCAGCCUCCGUCCACGCAGCACCACCACCAGCAGUCGGUGUUUGGCGUCAUCUUUGUCCAGCGCAACCUAGCCGACCUCCAGAAGAGCCUGAGCGGGGAGUUCAACCGGCGCCUUCAGGAGUGGGAGAGACUGAAGAGCGGAGGACCCGGGCAGGGCCUUCACCACCCGGGUCUCGCAGGCGCCCCGUCCUCGCCCUCAGGGUCAGGGGCGUCUGGAUCACACCCCGAGGAUAACCUCCCUUACGAAUUCCGCAAGAAGCUGCACGAGUGGGAGAAGAUGAAGGAGAGGGAGAAGGAGAAGGGGAAGAUCGACGUCCCUCGAGGCCAGGAGGACGUCAAGACCAAGAAGCACGGCGAGGACGACCUCCCAGCCGACUUCAAGAAGAAGCUCACGGAGUGGGAGAUCCGCAAGGCCUUGGUGGGCAAGAGCCAGCAGAACGUCGAGGAACUGCAGAAGAACCUCGGCGAGGAAUUCAACCGCAAGAUGGCGGAGUGGGAGAGGAUCAAAGCCUCCGCCAGUCAGCAGGGCCAAGUGAAGCCAGGUCACCCUCAGGUCAAGACCUCGGCCUCCGCGGGUAACCUAGGAGGUAAAGGGUCAGCCUUGGCGGGCCAAAUGCACGUGAAACCGUCGCCGUCCGCGUCGCAGGUGGCCAAGGCGCCUCUCAUUCCAGGUCAAGGUCCCGCGAGCCCGCGACUAGACAGGAAGGGAUCAGGUCACAAAAUCAAGAAGAGCAAGGCGGCCAAGACAGACAAAGUACCCGUGAGCAAGGCGGAGAGCAGCCACAAGGCGAGAGACAAGGAGCUGCAGUGGCUGGAGAAGGAGCUGCACAAAGUCGAACGCGAGACCCAGAGGCUGGAGAGAGAAAAGGAAAAAUUCCUGGAGAGAGCAGCCAGGUUUUACUUCUUUUUUUGGUUUGGAGAGGAUGGAAAAUUUUCCCCAAAAUUAGAGGCUCGAGAGGAUGCGGCAGGCCAUGGGCCGCGGCCCGACGGAGAAGAAGGAGAUCUACAUCAAGACCUCGACGGGAGAGUUCCGGUUCGAGGCAGCAGACGUUCACCAAGACGUUUCAGAAGAACGACCGUCCCCGGCGGAUCCUCGAGUCCGAACUACGUGGUGCCCGAGAAGAAGGUCCCGGAGAAGCCCAAGAGCCCGGAGGUUGGGAGGCUCGUGAGCAGGAGGAAGUCCGAGUCCUCGCUAGCAGCUGACCUGGUGACGCCCCCCGUGCACUCCCACCCUUCGAGUCUCUCCCUAAAUGAGAUCGAGGCAGAGGAAACCGGUCUUCAAGCGGAGAACAAGGCGGCAAGCGAACCAACUCUAGCAGGUACGGAACCAGGGACGCCCAAGGUAGCGGUUCUGGUACAACUCGAGGAGGUCGUCGAGGAUGGCCACCACGCCCUCCACGACCCAGGGAACUCCUACGCUCCUGCGGAAAUCACCAGGAACAUUGACUCCUCCGGCAGCGAGGAGGACGUGACCCGCCGGCACCGCGCUGACGACGACGAGGACGUGGUGACGAACCUACGUCGGACGGACAGCGCAAGGACUCAGGGGUCGUACCGCUCACUCCUACGGGAGAAUAUGAGCCUCCUGGACAAACUCCGCCAGCAGGAGGAUAUGUGCCGCGCCCUUGAGCAUCAAAUGGGGGACAUCGACUCCAAGAUGGACAACGUGGCCGACCAGCACCUAAGGACGCUCGAGAAGCUCCACCGCCAAGUGUCCAUCAUCAUGAAGGACCCCAGCAGCUCUCAUGACGGCGAGGAGGGGGACGUCGACCCCGCCGCUACCUCAGGUGACCCCGAGGCCAACCAGCGCCUCAUAAAUCAGCUCAGGUCACGCAUCGCUGACCUGGAAAUCCGCGGGGAACACCUCAUGGACGAGAAGGUGCAGCUGGAGAGAGCCUUCAAACUCCACAAGGAACAAGAGACCGAGAUCGCCGAGUCCUUAGUCCAGAGGAUCCGGGAACUGCAGGAUGCCGGGGCGGAGGUCAACAUCCAGACGGUGCAGUGCCAGACGGAUGACGUCAGCUUGCCUUCGGAGGAUAGCGUGGUCGUCCUUGAGGAACCUCCCGCCGAAGUAUUCCCGGAGGAGCAGGAACCCAAGGAGGAAGCCACGAAGAGGCCGGAGAAGAAGGAGAAGGCGGUGGAGGAGGAGAGGCGCGAAGGUCGACCUCGAGAGCAUCGGAAGGCCAAGAAGACUCCGCCCAAGAAACUCCAGAAGUUGCAUAACCUGACGGGUGACCUUCUCUUCCAGGCCAAGUGCCUCGAACAAGCACUGGUGACCAAGCACGGCCUGGAUCGCCGAAGUGACCCCCAGCAGCCCCGAGGUCACGGCCACCGGCAAAGGAGUCUGAGAGGCCGGAGUUCCUUGAGACUCGCAGGAGACGUAGGGGCGCCACAGAGGAGCCACAGGAACUCCUCCGCCAGGACGUGGUCGUCUAUCGAGGCGAUUACCUCUGUUGAGUCCCCGCAGGACUCCGGCAUAUGGGAAGCGGGAUCCGGCGCAGGAUUGGAGUCCUACGGAGCACCGAGGUCCUCCAGGGGUCCCACGGCCUCCACCACGAGCAUCGACCCUCAGGACCUGCUGGCCAUGAACGCCGAAUUGAGCCGAAUGGCCAAGGAACUCCGGCUCGAGAUGAUGAAGAUGUGGAGUUAUCGGGAAUCAACUUCUCCCGAAUCAGUGUCGUCCGAGACGAUAGGUCCUGAGAGUCUAGACGAAGCUAAGCCCGUCGACGACAAGUUGGUGGCCGAAGCGAAGGAGGUGUUCCAGAGUAUCGCAUUGCUACCGAAGGACAGCACUCCCCCGUCGCCUCACUCAGGCAGGUCCCCCUCCAGCCGCUCCCGCAGGUCGCCCUCCACCACCUCCCUCUCCAAGCGGCGAGGGUCAGCUGGGCAGGAGGAGAGGUGUGGUCGAAGGAGCACCGAGAGAGAGCGGAGGUCAGCCUCGGGGACGCCGGUGAGGAGAGAUUCUCAUCGGCAGCGAAAGCGUCGAGAAGAAGAGGACGAUGAAGACGACGAGGACGAGGAAGAGGAAGACGAGGGGCAACGGAAGGAAAAGUCCGACCACAAAGACGCGGACAUCAGCGUGUUCCUUCCCUCCGGCGCCACUUUCGGGGAACUUCUCCUGAGGAGCAAACAGCACCAUGACGAGGACGAGUCGACGUGGGAGGGCCCUCGACGGCGCUCCUCCGACGGCCUCUCCACCGUCACGUCGGGGCCGUCGCGCUCGCGCUCGCCCUCGCCCAGCAUCGCCUCCAGCGCUCCAUCCGUCGAGGCGUCGCCCAGAAUAGAUGAAGAGGAAGAGGAGAGCAUCUCCCUGGCGGGUACCUGGAGGACGACCACCACCUCGACUACGCGAUCGGGAGACUACGUCCUCUCUUCGAGCUUCGAGUGGGAGGAGGAGAACCCAGAGGAGAGAAGACGGCCCCGAGGAAGAUGGAAGGCAGUUGUCGAGGAGGAGGAGGAGGAAGAAGACGAAAAGGAAGACCGAGAGACUCCCAAGCCUCAGGUGUGGACAGAAGCACCCGAGGACACGAGGAGGAGCUUCGAGACGGAGGUGACCGUCGCGGCACCGCGGCACGGCAGGAGGGACCUAAAGACGCGACGUAUUUCUGAUACUCAGGUGGAGUACGAGAGCUUCGGCCAGAACAACCGGGACGAGUGUUUCGCCAACACUUUCAGCAGAACCGUGUACGACGACGAGGCGCUGGCGGCGGGGAGGCUGAGCCGGAACCCCUCCGUCCGCCGAGCCAACUCGCGGGACGCCGACGAGUCGCACUGGCGGCGCCCCAGAACCCUUCCCUCGGUGGUGCUGGACGACCUCCCGCAUUCCGACAGGUCUCCGGACGUCUUCGUGCCCACCAAGAGGACCAUCUUCACCAUGCAAGGCAGCACGCGCAACCCGGACCAGGCCAGAGCCACGCCCACCUUCGUCGACAGCCAGGAGGAGGACGUGGCGGUGCCCUGGCGGAGGUCCAGGAGCCAGCCCGACACGCCGACGGAGAGCAACGGCCACAGGUCGAGGGAGGACUCGAAGGAGAGCAGCGCGACGCCCACUCAGGAGGACGUCGCGAAGCCUCAGGUCAAGGAAGACAGAAAUGAGACGAAGCCUGCGGAAAAGGCCAAGGACAAGCAGAGGGCGAAGAAGAGUGCAAAUGCCGUUCCGGAUGUUACCGUCAAUGGUGAAAAAGAAGCGAAAAUCGAUGAGAAGAAGAAAGAAAAAACGGAAGAUAACACAGAAGCACAGUUACGAGGGGGUGAGACAGUGUCAGAAGCAGUUACCAGCGAGGAGGUGGACUCGGAGAUGGACGUCAUCGCCGCGGAAUCGUUGGACGUUGUACCGGCGCUGAGAGAUGGAAGGAGCCCGCGGUCUCCGCACAGCCUCACUCCAUCGCCGCGCCCGUCCGGCUCCCCCAUCGCGUCCCCGCACCUGCACGCCCCUACUCCGAUCAGCCCGCCGAUAGAAUCCAAAAAGAAGGUUCUGGAGGCAGCAAACGAGGGCGUCCCGACAGUCCGGAGCAUAAUUCAGAAAUUCAAUAAACGUAUAACGGAAAAUCAAGAACUCCUAGGAAGCCCUUUCAGAUCCCCGCCGAUGAGUCCGCCAUGGCAGUCCCCGCGCUCCCAGAGAAAAAUUUUGGCAGGGCUGGCCUCGUGCAGCAAGCAGGAAGAUACUUAUUCCUCCACUGGGGAUAUCAUAGGUAGUCAGUCUGAACUGCCUCGCCCUAUGAUCUACAGCCCACCCACUGGAGUUCUCAAGUCUCUCAGCACGUCAGUCAUCAUGACCAACGCCGAAAUUUCUCCUAAAGUCACUCGUUCCGCCAGUGGCUCUUUCGUCCAGGGCAGCAGUCUGUUGAUUGGCGCAUCUCCGAAGCCCACAGCAACUUCUUCACCACAACACACACCAAACACCAGUGUAGCAUCUGCUGCUGACGUUUGGGGCACGUCGCCGUCUGGAAGUCCUGCCAUAAGUCCCGCUCCCACCGACCCUGAUACUUCAUAUGAUCUUGACGUAUCUGUUGAUGAUUCUUUCCACGACCGAGCGUCGGCAUCCCCACAGCCGGACAACAAGAGUCCCUCCGCCAGGCUGCGCGCUAUGAGAAUCAAAAAGGCCAAGGAAGACUUCCUUGCCCGCGGCGCCGCACCGUUGAGUGCUGCCGAGCAGAGACACAGCGGCAGCCAAGACGACCUCAAAAUGCGGCACCGAAGCGGCACUGCUAGCACCGAUGACACCUGGCGAGAUUCCGAUGAGCUUUUUGCAGGAGGAACGUCGCCCAUGCCUUCGCCUGCUCCGACAGAGGAGGCGUCUCAGGACGGGGGCGACGCGCCGGACCAGUUACCAAGGACAUCAUCCAAACGACGCAACAUUCCAAAAAAGGAGUCAUUCCGGAGGCAGAGCGCUGGCUGCCUGCUGGAAGAAUCUGCUUCACAAAAACUGGCUUCACAGGUAGUCAAGUCGGCUUCAUCCGGAGUUCUCAGCAGCGGCAGGGGGAAUUCCCGGUAUUCCAUUGAUUCUCAGUCCCCUCUUGACAGGAAGGCCUCCGUCGACCCGUCUACGGGCUCUGGCAGGUCCUCCCGAGGGAUAUUCAGGUUGUUCAGACGUACAAAGAACCGCGACAAGAAGGACAUGCCAUCAGUGCAGAGGCUGUGUCGACAGAGCCUCCUCGUGGACUUCGCCAAUGGCAAAGGCCGCACCAAAAGCGCCUCCCCGCAGCCCUACUCGGACCUGCGCUCGCUGCCGGAGAUGGAGGGCGAGGAGGUCCAGGAGAUGGCCCGCUCCUCCAGAACACUACCUCGAAGUGGCACGGGGGAGGUCGUGUCUCCAGCCCCUUCUCGCUCGUGCCCGUCGUCGCCCGUGGCCCAGCACCGAUCACGAACAGCGAAUUGGAUAGCUCGCGGACGACAGAUCUUCAAGAGUCGGUCUCCCAGUCCGAGCAAAAAGCCGCGGUGACGUCAUACCUGAACUCUUACCGUGCACAAUCUCUGGUCGAUUCCUGGUCAAAGAUACGCGGGCCCAUUCCCGUGGGGGCGAGGGGCGUGCUCUUCGCGGCUCUUUCGUGGGCGGACUCCUAGGAUUGGCCCGUAAUGAAUCGACUGAUAUUUACUAUCAGCGAAGAAGGAUUUUCAGCUGUAGUGCGCCAUCACGUCCUUACAAUUACGUGAUCCUCAGUGAACGACAAUAAAGAUUGUUUGAGGAUCGAUACUUGUCAGUGAGAAUAUAUUUUUCCUCGUGUUUUGGAAAGAAUGAUAAAUACACAUAGGUCAAUUACUCUGAUCGAGCUCUCGAAAUCUGUGAACUCUGAUGAGCAAAUGAGAGCCAUUUCAUAGAGUUCGAAUCUAUCGUCUAUGAACUUUAUCCACAUGGCUUUGACUCUAGAAACUUUUUCUUUUCCGAACAAAAUCUCUCACACUUUCGAGACAACUUUGCGACAAAAAAGGACCAAAAGCAACCAUUUUUGUUUAUAUGUUGAUAGUGUCUUUAUCUCCGUAUGCGAUAUGACAGCUCCAGAAUCUUUAGCUUUACAAAAGGUCCUGAAACCUGAUUUCGUGACUUUGACUUUGUGAUUACCUGUGACAAAAUAUUCUUUGUACUUACGGCUUUGAACUUACAUGACCUCUAAGGCCUUAAAUAAGUUUAAGUAUAGUUUUUGUGCUUAUAUUUUGUCUCGAUGGCGUAUCUAAUCCUAAGCAGUGUGUUCGAGUCGUCUUUACUUAAGCUCAUGUAAGGCUUUGGAAGCGGUAUUGGAGUAUGAGUGUCUGUACUUGAACGUUUGUAAAUAAAAUUUCUAAACACUUUCA
Molecule: messenger RNA, 6926 nt
Organism: Penaeus vannamei (Pacific white shrimp)
Lineage: Eukaryota; Metazoa; Arthropoda; Malacostraca; Decapoda; Penaeidae
Source: RefSeq, a predicted model, not a curated record